AUGACUGAUGGAAAAAAAGUGUAUACAGAUACUGAAUUAUUAGAACUACAGAUUCAACGCUACAGGCCACGAUAUCUUAAAGAUGAAAAGGAAGAAGUUGCACAUAUAAAAUCCAAGAUCCAGCAAAUUAAACCCCACGUUACUAAAUCUGAUGUCAAGGCAUCCGAAUUAAGAAAAUUAGGGAAUGUUCAAUUCCAAAACAAAAGUGAUAAAGAUGCACUGAUACUUUAUACACAAAGUCUCAGUUUCGCUAAGAGUGAUGAGGAGGUGUCAGUUGCAUAUGGCAACAGAUCUGCAGCCCUUUUUUAUAUGGGUUUUUAUGAAGAAUGUUUAGCGGACAUCGAUAGAGCCUUCCGGCACGGUUAUCCUGAGAGUCUGAGUGCCAAACUCUUCAAGAGAAAGAAGGAUGCGACAAAAGCAUACAGUGAUCGGAAAAAAGUCGUUAAAGUUAAAACAUAUGAAAUUCCACAAUCGGAAAUGAAUCCCUCAAUUCAGUCGGCAAGAAACUGCAUCGAAAUACAAGCGAACGAAAAAUACGGUCGUCACAUAGUAGCCUCCAGAGAUAUCGCAAUUGGCGAAGUCCUAGCCGUUGACAAUCCAUAUUUGGUUGAAUUACAAGCUGAUAUGUCGUCUGAUCCAUUCUUGUUUUGCUGUGAGUGCCUUAAGCAUUGUUACAAUGUAAUUCCCUGCCUCAAUUGCAACGAAGCAUAUUAUUGUACUGAAAUAUGCAGAGCAAAAGCUUUCCAAAAUUAUCAUAAGUACGAAUGUUUAAUUUUGCCUUACGUAGGACAACUGUUCGGAAUCAAAUUUGAUUUCUGGUUGUUUUCUUUAAAAAUCACACUUUUGGCAAUGACCGAAGAGAAAAACGACGAAACGAUGUAUCGUUCUGACAGGUACAAAGAGAUUUCAGAAUUAGAAGGUCACAGUAAUGCAGAUCCACCAGAGCAAACAUACGUUUUGACUUUAUUAAGUGCUAGCAUUUUUAUUUUGAUUAAAGAAAAAAUUAAAAUAUUUAAAGAGUUUGAAGUAUUUGAAGAAAAGUUUAAAGAACUGUUUCUUUAUCAUCAACAGGUGUUUAAAGUAAAUGCUGUAACAAUCGUCAGUUGGCAUGGAAAUGAUAAAUUUUAUACUUCCGUGACUGGACUUGCGUUAUACUCUUUAUACAGUUUAUUUAACCAUUCAUGUUAUCCUAAUACCUUUUGGAAUACUUCUGGAUCAACGAUGGUAGUUCGAGCCAGUUUACCUAUCAAAAAGGGGGAACAGUGCUUCAUCUCUUAUGGGCCCUACUUCGCGUAUGAUAACAAAACUGAACGACAAGAAAGACUUCAAAGACUGUAUAGGUUUACUUGUGAGUGUAGAGCAUGCCAAGAAAACUGGCCAAAAGUAACAUUUUCUCCAGCUAGCGUCGAUUGUAAAUUCAUCAAACAAGUAAUUAAGAAACUUACUGAAAAUCAAGCACUCCCACCUCCAGGAUACAUACUGAGUCUUCGUAAGGGGCUUGAAGUAGCUUAUCGAAUUUUGGAUGGCACCUCCUAA
Zophobas morio is the source of this 1536-nucleotide messenger RNA. RefSeq names its product SET and MYND domain-containing protein 4-like. The record is from RefSeq and is a predicted model, not a curated record. Gene Ontology annotation, cellular component: nucleus; cytoplasm. The transcript has 4 exons. The coding region runs from base 1 to 1536 and encodes 511 amino acids. Gene Ontology annotation, molecular function: histone deacetylase binding. Lineage: Eukaryota; Metazoa; Arthropoda; Insecta; Coleoptera; Tenebrionidae.